AUGGCUCUAAUAGGUGCCCAAAUUUCCCCCUUCUCAUACUACUACAAAACCCAAGAUCCAGCUUCAGCUAAAACAGAGGAAAGUGCAGAGUUGCACAGCGAGCAAAAAGUGAAGCACAAGCCAAGAAUCUGCAAGAUGGUGAAAGGGCCCAGUGGAUUUGGCUUCAGUUUAAACAUGAUCAAGAACAAGCCUGGACUGUUCAUCAAUGAGGUACAAAGCCAGGGGCCAGCUGGCGCAGCAGGCGUACAAAACAACGACUUCUUGGUGGAAGUGAACGGGGUGAAUGUGACCAACGACUCCUAUGACAAAGUGGUGGCAAGAAUCCAAGGCAGUGGUGACAGACUAACACUGCUGGUGUGCAGCAAAGAUGCUUACACCUACUUCCAAAGCCAGAACAUUCCCAUCACAGCCUCUAUGGCAGAUCCAGUCCACGAGAGUUCUGAGCCUCCUGCUUAUACGCAAAACCAUCUGUCAGAGACAGGAAGAAAGUCACCUGAACCAAGGAAAAGGGCAAGCUCUUCUUCCUCCUCAAGGUCAGCUGCCUCUACAAAAUCAGGCAGUGACAACGAUGACACAAGGCUGUGAGGAGACAAAAUAUGCCAAGAACAAAAGUGAAACCUUACCAAUCCUCAUUCUUCAAUCGUUCUUUGCUACUACACCUCCCAGAACUUGACUAUUCCUAACAGAGCCAUACAUGUAAGGACUGAUUUCAGCUGCCUGAAAGAAACGCUUCAGUGUGACUUGCAUUCAUUUAACAGAAGUGCAAGUGUGCUUCCUUGGCUUUCUGCCUUGUAAAGCAGGCAAUUAGUCACUUCUGUAAAAGCUCAACUCACUUAAACAUAUAUAACCAAGUACACUCCAGCAGCAGGCAGAAACCUUUUAUAGAUUUCUAAGCAUCUUUGCCUUUUAAGGAUAAGCUCUUCAUAAAGAGCAACUGAUUUCUGCCCAUCUCCCAGGAGAGGCAGUUCUCUCUCUAAUCCAAGUCCAUCAGCUGUUGCACCAACCUCUGUUGCACCUCCUCUGUGCUAUACUUCCAGUAGUAAAACAGCUGUGAAAUGCCUUAAGCCAACAUCCUCUGUGCAUGAUGCUCCUCACUCCUGCUAACCUUGCAGGAAUUUCCUUCAAACAUUAACUUCAUAAUGUGUAACUCCAGACAUUUAAGCACCAUUAUCUCUCCUCUGCAUGCAGUUGUGGAUUAUGAUAGUCAGAACAGUGCACUUGACUGAGUCAGGCAGGUUUGUCUAACUCCCAAGUCAUCACUACACUGUCUUGAAUGUAAUGUAACUGGUUCUGUAAAGCUGCUGCUGUAUAUUUUGCCUCCUUGCUGUACACUGAAGACAACACAGAAAUAAACUGUUUAGAGUGA
This is a messenger RNA of Pogoniulus pusillus (Red-fronted tinkerbird), 1366 nucleotides long. RefSeq names its product Na(+)/H(+) exchange regulatory cofactor NHE-RF3-like. The coding region runs from base 1 to 585 and encodes 194 amino acids. Gene Ontology annotation, biological process: protein localization to plasma membrane. The transcript has 4 exons. The record is from RefSeq and is a predicted model, not a curated record. Gene Ontology annotation, molecular function: protein-membrane adaptor activity; protein binding. Gene Ontology annotation, cellular component: apical plasma membrane. Lineage: Eukaryota; Metazoa; Chordata; Aves; Piciformes; Lybiidae.